Messenger RNA from Bombyx mori (domestic silkworm), 2125 nucleotides. It is a transcript of the gene Hsc70-4, whose product is annotated as heat shock cognate protein. The record is from RefSeq and is marked provisional. NCBI's taxonomy places the organism in Eukaryota, Metazoa, Arthropoda, Insecta, Lepidoptera, Bombycidae. Gene Ontology annotation, cellular component: nucleus; plasma membrane; cytoplasm. Gene Ontology annotation, molecular function: ATP binding; ATP-dependent protein folding chaperone.
AUUGAAUCAUUUACUGAAGAGAAGCCGUCAAUCGCGCACGUUUGCUGAGUUGUUUUAAGAACAAGUAACAAGACUGAUUAAAAAUACAAAAUGGCAAAAGCACCCGCAGUAGGAAUCGAUCUGGGUACCACGUACUCUUGCGUUGGUGUCUUCCAGCACGGGAAGGUGGAGAUCAUCGCCAACGACCAGGGCAACAGGACCACUCCGUCUUAUGUUGCGUUCACAGACACCGAGCGUCUCAUCGGAGAUGCCGCCAAGAACCAGGUGGCGAUGAACCCCAACAACACAAUAUUCGAUGCCAAACGUCUCAUCGGACGUAAGUUCGAAGAUGCUACUGUGCAAGCCGACAUGAAGCACUGGCCUUUCGAGGUUGUCAGUGAUGGAGGCAAACCUAAGAUCAAGGUAGCAUAUAAGGGUGAAGACAAAACCUUUUUCCCCGAGGAAGUCAGUUCCAUGGUGCUUACGAAAAUGAAGGAAACUGCCGAAGCUUAUCUUGGCAAAACUGUGCAGAAUGCAGUUAUCACGGUUCCCGCGUACUUCAAUGACUCUCAAAGACAAGCCACAAAAGAUGCAGGUACCAUCUCUGGCUUGAACGUUCUCCGAAUCAUCAAUGAACCGACUGCUGCUGCGAUUGCUUACGGUCUUGACAAAAAGGGUACUGGAGAACGAAAUGUACUUAUCUUUGACCUCGGCGGCGGUACCUUCGACGUGUCCAUCCUUACCAUCGAGGAUGGUAUCUUCGAGGUGAAAUCCACCGCCGGCGACACCCACUUGGGAGGUGAGGACUUUGACAAUCGCAUGGUCAACCACUUUGUCCAGGAGUUCAAGAGGAAAUACAAAAAGGACCUCGCUACCAACAAGAGAGCUCUUAGGCGUUUGCGUACUGCAUGUGAGAGGGCAAAGAGGACCUUGUCAUCGUCCACACAAGCGAGCAUUGAGAUAGAUUCUCUCUUUGAGGGUAUUGACUUCUACACGUCAAUUACUCGUGCUCGCUUCGAGGAGCUGAACGCCGAUCUGUUCAGGUCUACCAUGGAGCCAGUGGAGAAGUCUCUCCGUGAUGCCAAGAUGGAUAAGGCUCAAAUCCACGAUAUUGUACUGGUGGGUGGCUCCACUCGUAUCCCCAAGGUGCAGAAGCUCCUGCAAGAUUUCUUUAAUGGAAAGGAGCUCAACAAAUCUAUUAACCCUGACGAGGCUGUAGCUUAUGGUGCAGCUGUCCAGGCUGCUAUCUUGCACGGUGACAAGUCUGAGGAGGUGCAGGAUCUGCUGUUGCUUGAUGUAACACCCCUUUCCCUCGGUAUUGAGACUGCUGGAGGUGUCAUGACCACACUCAUCAAGCGUAACACUACCAUCCCCACUAAACAGACUCAGACAUUCACCACCUACUCUGAUAACCAACCCGGAGUACUCAUCCAAGUAUUUGAGGGUGAGCGUGCUAUGACCAAAGAUAACAACUUGCUCGGUAAAUUCGAGCUGACCGGGAUCCCACCGGCGCCGCGUGGCGUGCCUCAAAUUGAGGUCACCUUCGACAUCGAUGCCAACGGUAUCCUCAACGUUUCCGCUAUCGAGAAGUCCACCAACAAGGAGAACAAGAUCACCAUUACCAACGACAAAGGUCGUCUCUCCAAGGAAGAGAUCGAGCGUAUGGUUAAUGAGGCAGAGAAGUACAGAAACGAGGAUGACAAGCAAAAGGAGACCAUCCAGGCCAAGAAUGCAUUGGAAUCUUACUGCUUCAGCAUGAAGUCUACCAUGGAGGAUGAGAAGCUCAAGGAAAAGAUCUCUGACUCUGACAAGCAGACCAUCCUCGACAAGUGCAACGACACCAUCAAGUGGCUGGAUUCCAACCAGCUGGCCGACAAGGAGGAGUAUGAGCACAAGCAGAAAGAAUUGGAAGGCAUUUACAAUCCGAUAAUUACGAAGAUGUACCAGGGUGCCGGAGGAGUCCCCGGAGGUAUGCCGGGCUUCCCGGGCGGAGCACCCGGAGCCGGAGGUGCCGCCCCCGGGGCUGGAGGCGCUGGCCCCACCAUCGAGGAGGUCGAUUAAACCAACAUUCCACACCACACUUAAACCUACCUGUAACAACCACCUUGUAACCUCUCCUUGAUUGAAAUAAAUAAAUAUCGAACCU